GCUAGCUAUAUGCAUACUUGCAUGGAAGGAGGUGGCCAAUUGGGGACUUGUCUUCCGAAUUUCUUUCUUUUGCCAGAUCACCAUAGUAUGCCUCUUCCUCCUCCACUUCAACUACCGUGCCAUCCUAAGCUACUCCAGAUGCCAUUCGACGAAGAGGACGAUCAGCCAGGAAUCCAUGGCGUGAUGCUCUCUUCCGACCACUGUGGGCUGUACCCUCUGCCGGCGCUUCCGUUAGGCAACUCCGGCGCCGCCGCCGCCACCGCAACCAUCGCAUUAGGGAAGAGUACUGCCGCCGCCGGCUCCAUGCCCAAUAUUGGCGGAGCUGAGGAGGUGGCCACCUCUGUAACCAAAGCAGGAAAUGAGAGCACUACAUGCAAUGGCUCCAAUACAUGGUGGAGGGGCACGACGAUGGCGGCGAUGGGGGAGAAGGGGAAGAUGAAGAUCAGGAGGAAGAUGAGGGAGCCGAGGUUCUGCUUCCAGACCAGAAGUGAAGUGGAUGUGCUGGAUGAUGGUUACAAGUGGAGAAAGUACGGCCAGAAGGUUGUGAAGAAUAGUCUCCAUCCUAGGAGCUACUUCAGGUGCACGCACAGCAACUGCCGCGUGAAGAAGCGGGUGGAGCGGCUGUCGACGGACUGCCGCAUGGUGAUCACCACCUACGAGGGCCGCCACACGCACUCCCCCUGCGACGACACCGCCUCCGGCGAGCACACCAACUGCUUCAGCUCCUUCUGAAUUAUUCCAUGGUUAUAUACUAGCUACGACGUACGCACGUACAUUGUCUCUCCUUGUUUUCUGACCGUGAUUAUUCCAUCCGUCCAGAUAUAUCAGAUCAUAUAUACCUAUAUGUACACCGUGCGUACGUCUGAUUAACUGGCUAGAGUAGCUCUUUCUUUUUGAUGUCUGAGAUAUAUAGGACGCGCCGUAAUAUUGAGCCAUGCCUGUACAAUGUACUACUACUGCUAUAAUACGGGACUGUGUGCACGCAUGCAUGUACAAUGUACAAGCAGUCAAUAAAUUAAGCCAUG
Messenger RNA from Oryza brachyantha (malo sina), 1025 nucleotides. Its product is annotated as probable WRKY transcription factor 12. Gene Ontology annotation, molecular function: DNA-binding transcription factor activity; sequence-specific DNA binding. Gene Ontology annotation, biological process: regulation of DNA-templated transcription. The record is from RefSeq and is a predicted model, not a curated record. The transcript has 4 exons. Bases 10 to 732 code for a protein of 240 amino acids. Lineage: Eukaryota; Viridiplantae; Streptophyta; Magnoliopsida; Poales; Poaceae.